Molecule: messenger RNA, 1206 nt
Organism: Gilbertella persicaria
Lineage: Eukaryota; Fungi; Mucoromycota; Mucoromycetes; Mucorales; Choanephoraceae
Exons: 3
Coding region: 17-1072 (351 amino acids)
Biological process (GO): lipid metabolic process
Source: RefSeq, a predicted model, not a curated record
UUUUUCUUUAUUGAACAUGGCUAGCCCUUAUUCUUAUGUCAGUUAUAUCAAAUUACCUCAGACAACUAAAUUACCAGUCUUGUUGCUUAUGCCAAUGUAUCUCUCAACACUAAUGUUAGACUAUGUGCUUAUUAAAAAUGAAAAAAGGCUUUCGAUUACACCUCUUCAAUUACGCAGUUUUAUUGGUCUCUAUCAUUUCAUGUUGCCACUCUUUUUUGAUUCCAGAUACGACUUUGCCAACAUCUCAUUCAUGUUACAGCCAUGGAUCCUUGCAAUUCAAAUCUUUUUUAUGACAGAAUCCCAUCUCACCUUAACAGAAUGGUUGUUGAUGAUGAUCAAAGUAGCCACAUUCCAAGAUGAAACCCCGAACACAGAAUCAGAUCAAUCGAUUCGGUUACAAGGCAUAAAAAAACUAGUGCGAGGCAUAGCUAAGCUUGGGUUUAACAGGAUAGCGCUGCAGGGUCUCUUGCCUGCUGAUUUGUCUAUCCUGUUGUCUAUGCGAUUCUAUAGUCCUAAAGCCAUGUUUUAUACAUAUGUAUUAGCGAUGCGUAUCUAUUGUAUGAUGAGUAUGGUUGAUGUAUGGAUGGGUAUACUACAGAUUGUAUUCCUAGUACGCUUUCAAGAUCUUUUUCAUAAUCCAUUUAUAUCAAUUAGUCCUAAGGAUUUCUGGAAUCGAAGAUGGAAUAGGGCUGUUAGUCGUAUGUUUCAUCGGUUUAUGUUCUCGAAAGUAUCUGCUAAAAAAGGCAAACAAGCAAAGCAUCAAUCAUUCUUGAUGUCUUCACCUACUGUGUGCGGUCUAGGAGUAUUCUUUGUGAGUGGCUUGUUCCAUGACUUUAUGAUUGCAGCAGCCACACGUAUCCUGACAUUUGAAAUGACCUUGUUCUUUAUGAUUCAUGGUAUAGCCGUGGCUCUUGAGGUCAAUUUGUUCAGAAAAAGGAUUCCUCCAUACAGCAUGACUUCUCGGAUCUUAUGCCAUGUAUUGACAACCUUGUUUUUUGUGACAACAGGUCGAUUAUUUUUAAGUCCAAUCUUACGAAAUCAAGUGUUUUUGAGGAUAGCAAAUUGGUUUUAACGAAUUCUUUAAUAAAUCAUAACCUUGUUGAUUCUGGACCAAUAUCAAUUCAAACAAGAGGGGAAUGUCUGCAAAGCUCAGUCUAUUUAAAAGAACUGGUCUCAGUGGCUUUCUUUUUUUUUUUCGUCUUUAUA